AUGGCCUUUGGGCCAGUAACAAAAUUGGGCCUAAAAUACAAAGCCCGCUUAACUCCCUCUCGAAUCGCGGUCCAAGUUAACGGCGGCGGCGGCGCUCUUCCGAACGAAGCAAGACGACCAACCACGACGGGAAGCAAAGAAAGCAAUCCCCCAUCUGCCCAUCACCACAAAAGACACGGAGCUCAGCACAUCAGCUCAGUUGGGACGGCGAGGAUAGGCACCGACGCGAUGCAGCUCCCAAAGAUCGACUUCUCCGGCGUGGACCCGUCGGCGCCGGGCACCGGGACCUGGUCGGCGGUGCGCGCCAAGGUGAUGGACGCGCUGGCCACGUUCGGCUGCUUCGACGCGGAGUACCCGGCUCUGACCCCGGAGCAACGCGCCGCGCUCUUCGACGGCGCCACGAGGCCGCUCUUCGCGCUGCCCGUCGACACCAAGCGCCGCAACUACCACGGCGCCGACAAGCCCUUCCACGGAUACCUCGGCGGCCUCCAGGGCUACGACGGCUACGAGAGUCUCGCCAUCGUGGAUGGCAACAAGCCCGAGCCCGUCCGCGACUUCGCCGGCCUCAUGUGGCCCGACGGCGGCUGCAGCGACGGCUUCUGCAAAGCAGUCCAUGGCGUGGCGGCGCGGAUCUUUGAGCUGGAGGCGGCAGUGCGGAGGAUGGUGCUGGAAGGGCUCGGGGUGGCCAAGCACCUGUUCCGUAUGUCGGAGUACCAGGCACCCAGCGCCGCGGAGAAGACGGUCAGGUUCGGGUCGCAUCAGGACAGCAAUCUGCUCAGCGUCGUGUGCCAGCCAGGGUUUCCAUUCCCGACCGGACCGGCCUAACCGCCGGGCUCCGGUACCAGUUUACCGGUCCGGUUAGGCCGGAUACCGGUCGGAACCGGACAAA
Molecule: messenger RNA, 889 nt
Organism: Panicum virgatum (switchgrass)
Lineage: Eukaryota; Viridiplantae; Streptophyta; Magnoliopsida; Poales; Poaceae
Product: probable 2-oxoglutarate-dependent dioxygenase AOP1.2
Exons: 2
Coding region: 1-825 (274 amino acids)
Molecular function (GO): dioxygenase activity
Source: RefSeq, a predicted model, not a curated record